UACUGUAGCGCAUUUCAAAUUUUUCUAAGCCCUUUACAACUCAAUUCUUUGCAGCUCGCGCUUCAAUUGGCCGCAGAAUUGCGUGCGUGUGUAUGUGUGUGUACUUGUGUUUGCGCUGCGCAGCUCUUCUUCUAUCCACAACUAUUUCGCGCUGUUGCUGCCUUAAAUUGAUUUCAAUAAAGAAUUUGUUGACUUGAACGUUUGCUCCAGCAAACAUUCGCCACUUGACUUGGGCCACACGCGCCAUCUCGCUCGCGCACUCAAACAACGUGUGCAUGUGUGUGAGUGUUUGUUUGUUUAUGUGUGUGUGUGUGUGUUUGUAUGUGUGUCUGGCCACGCGACCUUGAUGCUGUACAUUAACCCAUUAAGUUUUGUCGUGGUCCACAAUGCACGCAGCUUAUGUAGCAGGCGACAGCCAGCUGAAGGAGGUGGAGAAGCACGAAGAGAAGAAGGAGAGCAAGAAGAAGCAACAGCUUGGACAGGCGAGAUCAGCUUACGGCGAGAGAGUGAACAUAGAGCGAAGUGUGUGAGAGAGACAGGGAGAGUGGCUUGCAAUGCUUGUGUAGUAGGCGACAGCCAGUAGGAGGAGGAAGCAGUGUAAAGUAGAGAGAGAGAGAGAGAGAGAGAGAGAGAUAAAGAGAGGGACAGAGAGUGAGGCAGCAUCAAUUGCAGCAGCCGCUGUAACAGAGCUGAGAAAAAGUGGGCGCGUUUCAACUAUUGAUUAAACACACAGCCAGGUGAAGCGUGGCGGGGUGGUUGGGCUGGCAACACACGUUUGAUUACCGCGUGUAAACAGCAACAACAACCACAACAACAACGUCAGCAACAACAAUAGCAACAAUAACAAUACAAGUUGCAAGGACUCGCCCUGCAUUGUGCAACAUUUGUGUGGCGCCAGCGUUUGAGGCAGCCAGCAGGUCACAUGUCGGCGAAGCGCACGGAACACGCUAUGGAGGAGGAGGCAAGUGCCACGCCUACGUGCCAGAAGCAUAGAGCGCCAGUUAAACCGCUGCGUGCCAAAAAGAAGCCAACGACCACGCCCACCAGCCUGUUGUGUGAGCUGAUGCGUCUGAAGGCGCAGCAAAAGUAUCUCGAAUGCAAUCAAGUCAAGCUGAAUGCCAACAAUUUUCUCGAUGACAACGACCCUGAGACGAAUGAGGCGAACGACGAGAACGACCACGACGACCAGGAGGUGGGUGUCGCCGCCAAGGGUAAUGGCGGCAAGGAUAAAAAGUCUGGCAGUCGCCGGCCUUCGAGCGGCAAUAAAGUCGCUGGCCUCAUCAAUGACAUUGAUCGACUCAAGCUGGAUAUGGAUGAGAAGCUGCGCAAGCAUCAUGCCGAGAAACGUGGCCAACUGCAGGAGAUGUGGCAUUACAUGAACACACUGAAGGAGGAUGUCUUCCAGCCGGAGCGGCUCAGCCUGUAUACGGUGAAUGUGGUGCGAGAGCGCAUCGUGGCGCUCAAUAGCCAGCUGGAGCGAUUGAGUGCCCAGAAUGCCAAAGAGCUGGAGAUGCUGCGGGAGGAGUACGCGAAAAUGGAGCGGGAGAACGAUUUCGUGUGGAAGGGCAGCAUUUGAGAAAUGAUGAGAAUAACUUUUAUAUAUUCAUACACAAUAC
Molecule: messenger RNA, 1616 nt
Organism: Drosophila arizonae
Lineage: Eukaryota; Metazoa; Arthropoda; Insecta; Diptera; Drosophilidae
Source: RefSeq, a predicted model, not a curated record